GCUGACACUGAUAAUUUUUAGGAGUAUAUAUAAACGGAGAGAAAAAAGAUUAAAAACCUCUUGAGCAAACCAACAUUUGGGGCAGGAACAACGAGAGAGGAACAAUGGGGUUAUUCAGAGGUUUUAUUUUUCUCUUAGUCCUGUACCUGCUGAAUGAGUCAAAUACUUCCUUCAUUAAGCUGAAUGACAAUGGUUAUGAAGAUGUUAUCAUUGCUAUAGACCCUGGUGUGCCAGAAGAUGAAAAAAUAAUUGAACAAAUAAAGGACAUGGUGACUACAGCUUCUACCUACCUGUUUGAGGCUACAGGAAAAAGAUUUUUUUUCAAAAAUGUAUCUAUAUUAAUUCCUGAGACCUGGAAGGAAAAUCCCCAAUACAACAGGCCAAAACAUGAAAACUACAAACAUGCUGAUGUUAUAGUAGCCCCACCCACCCUCCCAGGGAGAGAUGAACCAUACACCAAGCAGUUCACAGAAUGUGAAGAGAAAGGAGAAUACAUUCAUUUUACCCCCGACUUUAUACUCGGAAAAAAACAAAAUGAAUAUGGACCAUCAGGUAGAUUAUUUGUCCACGAGUGGGCUCAUCUCCGAUGGGGAGUGUUUGAUGAGUACAAUGAAGAUCAGCCUUUCUACAGCUCUACAUCAAAAAAAAUUGAAGCAACAAGGUGUUCCACGGGCAUCUCUGGUAAAAAUAGAGUUUAUAGUUGUCAAGGAGGCAGCUGUUACACUAGACCAUGCCGAAUUGAUUCUACAACAAAACUGUACGGGAAAGAUUGCCAGUUCUUCCCGGAUAAAGUUCAAACAGAAAAGGCAUCAAUCAUGUUUAUGCAAAGCAUUGAUUCUGUCUCUGAAUUCUGUAAUGAAGAAAACCAUAACCGAGAAGCUCCAAGCCUACAGAAUCUGAAGUGCAAUUACAGAAGUACCUGGGAGGUGAUCAGCAAUUCCGAGGAUUUUAAGAACACCACGCCUAUGGUGGCACCACCCCCUCCACCUGCCUUCUCGUUGCUGAGGAUCAGUCAAAGAUUUAUGUGCUUAGUUCUUGAUAAGUCUGGGAGCAUGGCAAAUUAUGACCGACUCAAUCGGAUGAACCAAGCAGCAAAGUAUUUCCUGCUACAGAUUGUUGAAAAUGGAUCCUGGGUGGGGAUGGUUCACUUUGAUAGUAGUACCACUAUUAAAAGUGAGCUAAUCCAAAUCACAAAUAGCAGCCAAAGACACAAGCUUGUGGAGAAUUUACCUACAAACGCUAAUGGAGGAACUUCCAUCUGCUCUGGGAUUAGAACUGCAUUUCAGGUGAUUGGAAAGCUCUACCCCCAAAUAGAUGGAUCUGAAAUAGUGCUGCUGACAGAUGGGGAGGACAGCACUACAAGCAGUUGUAUUGAAGAAGUGAAACAAAGCGGGGCCAUCAUUCAUUUUAUUGCUUUGGGGGAGUCUGCUGAUCCGGCAGUGAUAGAGAUGAGCAAUAUAACAGGAGGAAGUCAUUACUACGCGUCAGAUAUAGCCCAGAACAAUGGCCUCAUUGACGCGUUUGGGGCCCUUACAUCAGGAAAUGCAGAUUCCUCUCAGAAGUCAAUUCAGCUUGAAAGUAAGGGGUUACAGCUGAGCAGUGAUCCCUGGAUGAAUGACACCGUGAUAAUUGACAGCACAGUGGGCAAGGACACCUUCUUCCUUAUCACAUGGGACAAACAGCCUCCCAGUAUUUCUCUCUGGGAUCCCAGUGGAUCAAUAAUAAAAAACUUCACCACAGACCCAGUUUCCAAAAUGGCCUACCUCAGGAUUGAAGAAACUGCAAAGGUGGGCAUUUGGACUUACAGUCUUCAAGCAAAAGCAAACCCAGAAACAUUAACUAUUACAGUAACUUCUCGGGCAGCAAAUUCUUCUGUGCCUCCAAUCACAGUGAGUGCUAAAAUGAACAAGGAGACCAACAGCUUUCCCAGCCCAAUGAUUGUUUACGCAGAAGUUCUACAAGGAUAUGUACCUGUCCUUGGAGCCAAUGUGACAGCUUUCAUUGAAUCACAGAGUGGAAAAACAGAAGUUCUGGAACUCUUGGAUAAUGGUGCAGGUGCUGAUGCUUUCAAGAAUGAUGGGGUCUAUUCCAGAUAUUUUACAAAAUAUACAGAAAAUGGUAGAUAUAGCUUAAAAAUACGAGCUCAUGGAGGAAACUCUGCCACGCGAAGCUUUCGGCAUCCACACAACAGAGCUGCAUAUAUACCAGGCUGGGUAGUGGAUGGGGAAAUUGUAGCAAACCCACCAAGACCAGAAAAUGAUAAUGAAACUCAGACAACCUUGGAGAAUUUCAGCAGAACAGCAUCUGGAGGUGCAUUUGUGGUGUCACAAGUGCCGAGUUCUCCUUUGCCUGACGUGUACCCACCAAGUCAAAUCACAGACCUUGAUGCUGCACCUGAUGGGGAUGAGAUCAUUCUAAUGUGGACAGCACCAGGAGAUGAUUUUGAUGUUGGAAAAGUUCAACGUUACAUCAUAAGAAUAAGCGGAAAUAUACUUGAUCUAAGAGACAAUUUUGAUGACGCUCUUCAAGUGAACACUAGCAGUCUGUUACCAAAUGAGGCCAACACUAAGGAAACCUUUGUAUUUAAACCAGGAAAUAUCUCAGAAGAAAAUGCAACUCACAUAUUUAUUGCCAUUAAAAGUGUAGAUAAAAGCAAUUUGACAUCAAAAAUAUCCAACAUUGCACAAGUAGCAUUGUUCAUCCCUGAAGCAGAUCCUACUUCCGACCCUGCAGCAGAUCCUACUUCCGACCCUGCAGCAGAUCCUACUUCCGACCCUGCAGCAGAUCCUACUCCCGAUGAGAAUCAUCCUGAUUCUGCUCCUGGGUCUGGAGUUGACAUUACUAUACUGGUGUUGUCAAUGGUUGCGACUGUUGUAUUAUUUCAAGUACCACCAUUUGUAUCUUAAACAAGAAAAAAUCUUCAAGUAGGUCUAGAAUAGGUUUUUAAAAAACAAAAACCUGGGGGAGGGGGAAUGAGGGAAGAAGGAGAAGGGAAGAGGGAGGGGGCUGGUGUGCUUCCAUUUACGGGGCACAAAUAGGGGUAUGUGGCACACCUCUUGGGUGCAGGACACAACUACAAGAGGGACUUUACCUCUACAAUGCAAACAUUGUAAACUAGUUAUUUGUACCCUCACAUGAACCUGACAUUAAAAAAAAUAAGUAAAAGAUAUGUCUGAAUUUUAAAAUUCAUUCUGUGUGAUCAAAAACUCAUAAAAAUAGCUUUAAGAAGUCCAGAAAAGGCCAGGCCUGGUGGCUCACGCCAGUAAUCCUAACACUCUGGGAGGCUGAGGCAGGUGGAAUGCCUGAGCUCAGGAGUUUGAGACCAGCCUGAACCAAAGCAAAACUCCAACCUUAAAAAUAGCAGGCGUUGUAGCAGGCGCCCGAAGUCCCAGCUACUUGAGAGGCUGAGACAAGAGAAUCACUUAAGCCCAAGAGUUGGAGGUUGCUGUGAGCUGUGACGCCACGGCACACUACCGAGGGUGACAUAGUGAGACUCUGUCUCAAAAAAAAAAAUUCUAGAAAGGAUGCUUUGAUUAAAUAUUAACAUCCAUGGAUAUUAAUGGAUGAAAAACUGUAAGUCAAUAUUAAAGUUUAAAUUUUUUAUUUAUUAUUUUGUCAUUAAUAGUGAUGAAUAAAGAUUCUUUUUCAUAUUGAU
This is a messenger RNA of Nycticebus coucang (slow loris), 3655 nucleotides long. It is a transcript of the gene CLCA4, whose product is annotated as chloride channel accessory 4. Bases 105 to 2906 code for a protein of 933 amino acids. The transcript is spliced from 14 exons. Gene Ontology annotation, biological process: chloride transport. Gene Ontology annotation, molecular function: intracellularly calcium-gated chloride channel activity. NCBI's taxonomy places the organism in Eukaryota, Metazoa, Chordata, Mammalia, Primates, Lorisidae. The record is from RefSeq and is a predicted model, not a curated record.